Rotaria socialis is the source of this 1365-nucleotide messenger RNA. Lineage: Eukaryota; Metazoa; Rotifera; Eurotatoria; Philodinida; Philodinidae. The record is from the annotation of a GenBank genome assembly.
AUGAAUAGUAAUGAUGAUAUUGUUGAAUCUGAUGAGCAUGACGACGAAGAACAGAUUGACGAUAGAGAAGUCGAAUCGGAAGUAGAACAUAAUGAACAAGAAGAAGAAAAUGAUAUCAGUGAUCAAGAAGGAUCAAAUCAAAAUAAUAACGAAGGAGAUGAUGAUGAUGAUGAUGACAAUAAUAGUUCAACUCAUCAAGACCAAGAAGAAAAUGAAACAAGAGGUGCAGUUGAUCCAACAAAUCCAUUAGACGAAGAUUCGAUUGAAGCUGCUCAAAAUCUAACGCAAGAAGAUGUUUUUGGUGAAGAACUGAGUGAUCUAAGUGAAGAUGAAGAUGGUCUACGAAGAAAAAAACAAAAUAAUAAUAAUUUAAAUGGUAGUCAGGAUGGCCAUGAAGACGAUGAAGAUGAAUUAAUCGAAGAGCACGAAGAAGAAGAACAGAUUUUAGUUGAUACACCACAUGUAACAUGUGAUCUUGGUCGUGAUAUUCACCUUGUUAAGCUACCAAGUUUUAUGAAAGUUGAACCAAAACCGUUUGAUACUCAAUAUUUCAAUGAAGAUGUCCGCGACGAAGAUGAUGAAGAAAGCAAAGCAAGAAAGAAAUUACGACUUGAAAAUACGAUUCGUUGGCGUUAUAAUACAAAUGAUAGUGGUGAAACAAUACGUGAAAGUAAUACAAGAUUAGUACGUUGGUCAGAUGGAAGUUUAUCUUUACAUGUUGGCAAAGAAAUUUUUGACGUAUCAAAAGCAAAUAUUCAAAGCGAUCAUAAUCAUUUAUUUGUUCGUCAUCAAAAAAGUAUGCAAGCACAAGCUGUUUUUCGUACAAAACUAUCAUUUCGACAACAUUCAAAUGAUUCAUUAGCACAUUUAAAACUAAAAUUUGCAAGUAAAGCUAAUCCAGCACCUAAAGUUCGUGUACUUUCAAAUAUAAAAGAACACAUUAAGAUUAGUGAUGAAAUGAGAAAGAAAGAAGAACAACGAGUAAAAGCAGAAGAACGUCGACAGAAUCAACAAUUACGACAGCGUGAACGAGCCGCUUAUAGAGAUCGAAAAAUGUCAGCAAGCUAUCUGGAAGAUCGAGAUGAAGAUGAUGAAGAGAAUGAGCAAGAAUCCUUGAAUACGAUUAAAAAAAAUGUUAAGAAGAAAAAAUUACAAGGUGGAUAUCAAGCUGAAGAUACAAGUGAAGAUGAAAAUGACAAUGAUCAUGAUGAAAAAGUUAAUCAUCAACGAUCAUCAACGUCAUUGAAACAUCGAAAAAUAGAUUCGUCAGAUGAAGAAAAUUCAAAUAAUGAACAACAAACAAAACGAAAACGUAUUAAAUCUGUUGGCGAUGAUGAUGAAGAAGACGAACAUGAAUCAGAUUGA